AUGAUCGUCGCUCCAUUCUACGGUUUCGACAAAAAUGGCGUCACAAAAAAGACUGCAGACGAUGUUAAAGAGCUCAAGAAGAUUGUGAACUACCAGGAGGACAAGACCGCCUACUCCGAAGAAGAUCGAGCAAACGACGUCUUGAAAGUCGAGAUGAACCAGCGGCAAAAGUUGACCAAACCAACUUGGGUAAACUUACCAGCAGCGUUUAGUGUAGACUACGCGACCUCUAUGAAACGGACCGGGAAGUUAAGGGAUAAAAGCGCUCGUACUCUGUUAUUCGCCAUGGACGAUCUGGUUGCGGCAAGCAAGGCCGAGCCCAACUGA
Messenger RNA from Ramularia collo-cygni, 327 nucleotides. RefSeq lists its product as uncharacterized. The transcript has a single exon. The coding region runs from base 1 to 327 and encodes 108 amino acids. The record is from RefSeq and is a predicted model, not a curated record. Lineage: Eukaryota; Fungi; Ascomycota; Dothideomycetes; Mycosphaerellales; Mycosphaerellaceae.